Messenger RNA from Coffea arabica (coffee), 861 nucleotides. The record is from RefSeq and is a predicted model, not a curated record. Lineage: Eukaryota; Viridiplantae; Streptophyta; Magnoliopsida; Gentianales; Rubiaceae.
AUGUCUUCAGCUUCUUCUCACCUUCGCCAUGGCUAUGAAGUUGAAUGGCCCCAACGAUUGUGUUCAUGUGGAAGGGUUUGUGACAUCAAGAUUGUUGAGAAGUCGGAGAAAAAUCUAGGGAGAUAUUACUAUGCUUGCCCAAAGGAAUCGGCAAUCUAUUCAGGAAAUGAAGGCGAGAGUUCGACGGCUAACCUCAUGUCCCCUAAGAGCACCAACGGCCACCGAGGUGCAGAGACAGAGCUCGAGCGUGUGAGUAUGGAUGUUGCUCGGUUGAAGGUGUGUUUUUUCCCGUUCCUCAUUCUCCUGUCUUCAUCCUUUAUUCUGAAUUGUGUCCUAGGUGUUGCUGUUGAGAUGGGGUGCGAUGAGGUGGCUGAGGAUGUGUUUGAUGAAAUGUCUGAAAGAGAGGGUUGUCCUAAUGCUUGCACUUUUGAAACCAUGGUUGUUGGUUAUUGCAGGAUGGCGCAGAGUUCUGGAAUGCUGGACAGGGGUUGUCUUGUGGACAAUGCAACUUGUACUUUGAUUACGAGUGUGUUCUGUGAAAAGGGUUAUGUGAGUAGAGCACUGUGGAUUUUUAAUAAGUUGGUUGAUGUGGGAUUUUCUCCAAAUCUGAUAAAUUUUACUAGUUUGAUCAAUGGGUUAUGCAAGAGGGGCAGUAUUAGGCAAGCAUUUGAAUUUUUGGAGGAAAUGGUUCGAAAGGGUUGGAAACCAAAUGUGUAUACCCAUAGUAUCCUUGUGACUCUAGUGAAUAAGUCAACGGUUGGGUCUAACAAGCCAAUCAUGCAAAUGUCAUUAACUUCAAGUGCCUGGCUUAGUGUGCUUUUUCUUUGUUGCAUGGAAUUCCCUGAUUCCCAUUGGAUUUGA